This is a messenger RNA of Psammomys obesus (fat sand rat), 2235 nucleotides long. It is a transcript of the gene Ttc12, whose product is annotated as tetratricopeptide repeat domain 12. Bases 53 to 2167 code for a protein of 704 amino acids. The record is from RefSeq and is a predicted model, not a curated record. The transcript is spliced from 22 exons. Gene Ontology annotation, molecular function: protein binding. NCBI's taxonomy places the organism in Eukaryota, Metazoa, Chordata, Mammalia, Rodentia, Muridae.
UCAGCUUCCACUUCCUGUCUGAUCCUGGGCUCUGCAGGGAUUUGUGUCUGCAAUGGCUGAUGAUCAAGAGAGAGACUUGCAGAGAUUUCUGGAAAAUGUGGAUGAAAUCACCACUUUAAUCCAAGAGAUGAAUUCUGACGAUCCCACCAUACAGCAGAAGGCUGUCCUAGAGACGGAAAAGAGAAUCCUGCUGAUGGAGAGAGAUCAAGAGGAGGAAGGAUGCAGGACAACCUUGAACAAGACCAUGAUCAGUCCCCCCAAAGCCCCAGAGAAUGCAGAUGAAAUGAAUCCAGAGGCCUUCUUGGCGUUCGUGGAGAAGGAUGCAAAGGAACGAGCCAAGAGAAGGCAAGAAAGCAAAGCCCAAGCAGAUGCCCUAAAGGAAAAGGGGAAUGAGGCCUUUGCCAAGGGUGACUAUGAAGCAGCCAUCCUCCACUACAGCGAGGGUUUGGGGAAGCUGAAGAACAUGAAAGUGCUGUACACCAACCGAGCCCAGGCUUAUAUAAAACUUGGAGACUAUCAGAAGGCCCUCGAGGACUGUGACUGGGCUCUGAGGUGUGAUGAAAAAUGUACAAAAGCCUAUUUCCACAUGGGAAAAGCCCACUUGGCCCUGAAGAACUACAGCAAGUCCAGAGAAUGUUAUCAGAAGAUGGGAGAGAUAGACCCCAAGCUGCAGACACAGGUGAAAGAAUAUUUAAGUCAAGUAACGCUUCAAGAAAAGGCCGAUCGUCAAGAGACAGAAGCUCGAGAAUCCCUGAAGUCAAGAAAGAACACAGCGAUGACAACGAGAAAUCUCCUGGAAACCCUAUCCAAGCCUGGCCAGACAGAGUUGUUCUAUGCAGGAGGCAUUGAGAUCCUGACAGAAAUGAUGGCGGACAGCACAGAGCGAACACUAUUCAGAACGUAUAAUGGAUUCAGCACCAUCAGUGACCAUGAGGUCAUUAAAAGGUGCCUCUUCUCAGAAGGGAAAGAUGCAGUUGAGGAGGUUGUCUGCGUGGCCGUUUUAAAGCUCUGGCAAGCAGUGUGCGACGACAAUGAGGAAAACCAGCGCCUGCUUGUGACCCACCCCGAUAUGGCCAAGCUGCUCCCUUCCUUCAUGACCUCCAAAAUCCUGAUCAUUCAACAGCAGAGCCUGGCCCUACUGCUGCAGCUCACCCAAACGGAGAAUGGCCGGAAACACGUCAUCAAGCACCUUGACCUGACCCGACUGUAUGAAGCAUUGCUGUCAUUUCUUGAUUUCUCAGACAGGAAGUCCAAUACAGCCAUUGGAAUACUCACAGAUUUGUCUCUGGAAGAAAGAUUCCAAGUCUGGUUCCGGGCCAACCUUCCGAGUGUCCUCCCUGCACUCACAGGUGUUCUGAAACGAGAGCCCAGUUUAACCAGCCCCUCGGCCCUCUGCCAGUGCAUUGCCCUGAUGGGAAACAUCAGUGCUGAGUCUACAGCCAGAAGGCACCUGUUGGGCUGUGAAGAAUUUGGGGAUGCCUGUUUGGACCUCCUGGUCAAGUGUGAGGAGGACAUGGACCUGUUCAGAGAGGUCAUGUAUUCCCUCCUAGGACUCAUCAUGAACCUGUGUCUUGAGGGCCCCUUCCUCUCUAAGGCAUGGACUGUGGAGAUGAGCCGAAAGUGCCUGUCUCUACUGAACAGCCAGGAUGGAGGGAUCCUAACAAGAGCUGCAGGUGUUCUGAGCCGGACCCUGUCUACCUCUGUAACCAUCGUGGAGGAGGCCGUGACAGCAGGGGUUGUGAAGAAAAUGAUUAAAUUCCUGAGGAUGGGAGGCCAGACAGCAUCGCGUUAUGCCAUAAAGAUACUGGCUAUCUGCACAAACAGCUAUCAUCCAGCUCGAGAAGAAUUAAUGAGACUUGAUAAAAUGUUCAACACUUUGAUAAAGCUGCUUGACUCGGAGGAUGAAAUUGUGGUGGGCAACACUGCCCUCUGCCUUGGCAACUGCAUGGAGGUGCCCAGUGCCGCCUCCUCCCUGCUGAAGACGGACAUCGUGAAAUUGCUGUUGAAGCUGGCAGGCAGCGAUUCACAGGAGGCACCCGUGCAGCUGAACGCAGGCAUCGCUCUGGGGAAGCUGUGCACGGCUGAGCCCAGGUUUGCUGUCCAACUGCAAGCGCUUCACGGGAUAGAAAUUCUCAACUCUACAGUGAAACACUUGAAUGACUCUUGAGAGACGCGGUGUCCAUGUGCACAUAACUGUGUGCCGGGGGUCACUGCUCUGCCAAUAAAGGCUUUUAA